Coccinella septempunctata (seven-spotted ladybird) is the source of this 1200-nucleotide messenger RNA. Its product is annotated as craniofacial development protein 2-like. The record is from RefSeq and is a predicted model, not a curated record. NCBI's taxonomy places the organism in Eukaryota, Metazoa, Arthropoda, Insecta, Coleoptera, Coccinellidae. Gene Ontology annotation, cellular component: nucleus. The transcript has a single exon. The coding region runs from base 1 to 1200 and encodes 399 amino acids. Gene Ontology annotation, biological process: chromatin remodeling. Gene Ontology annotation, molecular function: catalytic activity.
AUGGAGGGCAGCAGUAUCCAUCAUUACCGGCUUCAGAACGGAUUUCCCCAGGCGCAAUGGACGUAUUCUAGAAACGGCUGGGUACUGCGGUGCAGAAGGCAACGGGAAACCACUGCACUACAUUCCCAAGAGAAUUCUCUCCUCCUAAUGAAAGUCAAAGAUACGGUUGAUAGUUCGUGCUGCGAUCCGACUCACACUCGGCGCCAUACUGAUUCCGGGUCGGAUGGUGUGAAAUGUGCUACCGGCUGCAAAGGUGUGGGGAAUCAGGUACCUUGCAGAAAUUAUGUUACUGGAACCAACACAAAUAUAAAUCUCCGAAAGAAAAGGAGGAUUGGGACAUGGAACAUCCGAGGUCUGGUCCAACAUUCUGGGAAGCUACAGAUCAUCGAGAGAGAGAUGAGAACUUACAAUCUUGAUAUUCUGGGACUGUCGGAAACACAUUGGCGGAAUAGUGGACAUUUCAGAACCGCCGAGGGAAACACCGUCUACUUUUCGGGUCCAGAAAAUACGAGCUCGAAUGGUGUCGCAAUAAUUGUGCCUCCGAAACUGAAUAACUCUGUAGUUGGAUACCGUGCAGUAGAUGACAGAAUAAUACAUGUCAAGAUACAAACCACCACAACAAUAGCGCAUUUUCUACAAAUCUAUGCACCAACAUCGAUAUCCUCGGAAAUGGAGAUAGAAGCGUUCUACGGUCGUCUUGAGGAGAUUCUUACCGAUAUCCCAAACCGUGACCUAUUGUUCAUCUUAGGCGAUUUCAAUGCCAAGGUCGGAAAAUCUUCAGAAGUCGAACGCGCUGUGGGAAAGUUUGGACUGGGCCAGAGAAAUGAGAGAGGAGAUCGCCUCUUGGAGUUUUGCAUACAAAAGAACCUUGCAAUUACUAACACUCUCUUCAAACACCACCCUCGAAGACAAUUCACGUGGCGGAGCCCGGAUGGUCGAACCAAAAACCAGAUUGACUACAUUCUGAUCAAACAACGAUGGAGAUCGUCGGCCACGAACUGCAGAGCCUACCCUGGAGCGGACUGCGGAACAGAUCACCAACUUUUAGUUCUCGAUUUCAGGCUUCGUUUUAAAAUAGUGUCUCCGAAACAAAUAAGAAAGGCCAUGAUACCGCAACCAUCAAAAGUCCAAGAUUUUAGGUUGGACAUAGAAAGUAAACUCUGCCUAGAUCAGGUAGAGAGCGAUCCUGAAAAAGGCUGA